CAAUUCUCCCGAAACAAUCGAUUGCCUGAACCACACCCAACCCACUCAAUCCAGACCGAGAGAACCCCGCAAGAUGUCUCUCAAAACCUCCUACCUCCUAAUCUACAACACCAUCAACGCCCUCCUCUGGACCCGCAUCCUCCUCACCUUACUCUCCUCCAUCGUCCUCCUCGUCCCCCCGGAAACCCUCUACACAACCCUCGAACCCUGGACAAGAUGGACCCAAACCCUCGCCAGCUUUGAAAUCCUGCAUUCCGCCCUUGGCCUCACCCGCUCCCCCAUCUUCACAACCUUCACGCAGAUCUUCGCCCGCGGCGUCCAAGUCUGGGCCAUCAACUACGCCUUCCCGGAGGCCACCACUACGACGGUGGCCAUCUACCCGGCCAUGGUGCUGGCGUGGUCCCUCGCGGACGCCAUCCGGUACACGUAUUUCGCCGUGCUGAGUGUGGCGGGCUCGUCGGCGGUGCCGCGGUGGUUGCGGUGGUUGCGAUACUCGCUUUUCCUGGGUCUCUACCCCAUCGGGAUCGCCAGUGAAUGGUGGUUGAUGUUCCGGGCGACCCUGGUGACAGACAGCGUCGCGGUGAAGGGGAUCUUUGUCUUCUUUUUGGGGUUGUAUGCGCCUGGUUCGGUGAUGAUGUACAAGUACAUGGUCAAGCAGAGGCGCAAGGUUUUGUCUACCGCUGCUUGAGUCUCUUUGUUCCGGAACGGUGGGUCAACAGUCGAUCCACACUUGGGACAAGUAUGAGUCGACCACUUAUGUUCAGCAAGGUUGGUGGUCAUGCCAAUAUACUACGUAUAUACAAC
Messenger RNA from Aspergillus brunneoviolaceus CBS 621.78, 804 nucleotides. Its product is annotated as putative membrane protein. NCBI's taxonomy places the organism in Eukaryota, Fungi, Ascomycota, Eurotiomycetes, Eurotiales, Aspergillaceae. Bases 74 to 688 code for a protein of 204 amino acids. Gene Ontology annotation, cellular component: endoplasmic reticulum membrane. Gene Ontology annotation, biological process: fatty acid elongation; very long-chain fatty acid biosynthetic process; sphingolipid biosynthetic process. The transcript is spliced from 4 exons. Gene Ontology annotation, molecular function: 3-hydroxyacyl-CoA dehydratase activity. The record is from RefSeq and is a predicted model, not a curated record.